This is a messenger RNA of Loxodonta africana (African savanna elephant), 2336 nucleotides long. It is a transcript of the gene TULP1, whose product is annotated as TUB like protein 1. The coding region runs from base 259 to 1911 and encodes 550 amino acids. The transcript has 15 exons. Gene Ontology annotation, biological process: protein localization to cilium. NCBI's taxonomy places the organism in Eukaryota, Metazoa, Chordata, Mammalia, Proboscidea, Elephantidae. Gene Ontology annotation, molecular function: actin filament binding. Gene Ontology annotation, cellular component: cilium. The record is from RefSeq and is a predicted model, not a curated record.
UUCCUUCCCACACUUCCAUUGACCACUGAGACUGCUGGGGCUUUGAGAAUAACUUGGGGGUCAAGUGCCCGGGGCCUGGGGAGGCCAGGUGGUGGAUGGGGCAGGAGCACCUCCCACAGUGCUGCCGGGCUUUCACAGCUUCAGCCAGGCCUGGCAGGAGAGGGGAGGGAGGUUGAGCCGGGAUUAGCCGGAGUGGGGUGGGAGGUUCCUAGAGACUCACGGUAGCCAGAGAAGGGGUGCAGAUCAAGACAGUGCAUCAUGCCUCUGCAGGAUGACACCCUCCGAGAGGUGUGGGCCUCAGACAGUGGGCAUGAGGAGGAAGGCGGAAGCCCAGAGGUCCACAGGCGCCCCAAGCAGAGACCCGCCACAGGACAGAAGCUGAGGAAGAAGAAGACAGAGGCCCCCGAGUCCCCCUGCCCCAUAGGAUCCAAGCCCCGGAGACCUGGAGCGGGGAGGAGGGGGAAGCAGCGGGAGGAGCCUGUCCCUGACCCUGCAGAGGCCCGGGUGCCUCACACCCUCUACACCAAGUUCCUCAGGGACCCCGAAGCCAAGAAGCGCGACCCCCGGGAAACAUUCCUGGUAUCCCGUGCCCCUGACGCGAAGGACGAGGAUGAUGAUGAGGAAGAGGACAACCAGGGCAACGAGGAAGAGGAGGACGAGGAAAAGAAAGAGAAAAUCCCUCUGCCUCCCAAAAAGCCCCCUAAAGAGAAAACUUCUGCAGACACCAAGGAGAGGAAGGCCAAGGCCCAGGGUACAAGGGGGGACCUGGAAAGUCCUGUCCCCCCAUCAAAACCUCUUCGAAUUAAGAAGAAAGAGUCUCCAGCAGGGGAAGGGACCAAGAUAAGAAAGACAAGGAAGAAAGGGCCUGGAGAGGCUGACAAGGACCCCUCGGUGAGCCCAGCUAGAGUGAGGAAGAAGAUCCCAGCAGCCAUGUUUCUGGUUGGAGAAGGUGUUCCAGCUGAGAAGGCUUGGAAGAAGAAAGGUACUUCCAAAGGCCCAGAAGCGGAAAGGAAGGAGGAAGAAGAUAAGGAGGAAGAGAUGGCAACUGUGGCAACCAAGAAUAGCAAUCAGAAGGGAAAAGCAAAAGGAAAAGGCAAAAAGAAAGCGAAGGAAGAGAGGGCCCUGUCCCCACCUGUGGAGGUGGAUGAACCUGGAGAGUUUGUGCUGCGGCCUGCCCCCCAGGGCCGGACGGUGCGCUGCCGGCUGACCCGCGACAAGAAGGGCAUGGAUCGGGGCCUGUAUCCCUCCUAUUUUCUGCAUCUGGACACCGAGAAGAAGGUGUUCCUCUUGGCUGGCCGGAAACGCAAACGGAGCAAAACAGCCAAUUACCUCAUCUCCAGUGACCCUACCAAUCUGUCCCGAGGAGGGGAGAAUUUCAUUGGGAAGCUGAGGUCUAACCUCCUGGGGAACCGUUUCACCGUCUUUGACAAUGGGAGGAACCCACACCGUGGAGGAGGGGGCGCUGAUGUGGGGAGCCUGCGUCAGGAGCUGGCAGCCGUGAUCUAUGAAACAAACGUGCUGGGCUUCCGUGGACCACGGCGCAUGACUGUCAUCAUUCCGGGCAUGAGUACAGACGACGAGAGAGUCCCCAUCCGGCCCCGAAACGCCAGUGACGGGCUGCUGGUGCGCUGGCAGAACAAGACUCUGGAGAGCCUCAUUGAGCUGCACAACAAACCACCUGUCUGGAAUGAGGACAGUGGCUCCUACACCCUCAAUUUCCAAGGCCGUGUCACCCAGGCAUCGGUCAAGAACUUCCAGAUUGUUCACGCUGAUGACCCUGACUACAUCGUGCUGCAGUUCGGCCGCGUGGCCGAGGACGCCUUCACCCUGGACUACCGGUAUCCGCUGUGCGCCCUGCAGGCCUUCGCCAUCGCCCUCUCCAGCUUCGACGGGAAGCUGGCCUGCGAGUGACCUCAGCACCCCCUCAGCGCCCCCAGAGCCCGCCGGGGGGGGGAAGAAUUCAGUGGGGUCCCUUUUAUGAAAGCCCCCAAGGAAGACUCCUCCCUUGUCGGGGGCCGACCCUCACUGCCUCCCGGUGACCUCCGUCCACUCCCCAGCCUGGCACAGGGCGAGGCAGAGGAGGAGCGCAGAGCAGGGGUUGGACGGAGAUGAAGAACAUCUGGAGUUGGAGUUGCACAUCUGGUCGCGGAGCUCGCCUGCCCCGCCUAUCUCCCCCCCUCCCCGCGUCCCAGUCACUUCCUGUCCGGGAGCAGUAGUCCGUGUUGUUUUAACCCCCUCCGGGACCGCGCUAGGGCUCCGAGGAGCUGGGGCGGGCUCGGAGGAGGGGGUAGGUGAUGGGGGACUACGGCCGGGUACCCGCAUCCCGAAUAAAAGCC